CAGAGACUGCAGACAUGAUACAGGAGAUGACCAGAGACUGCAGACACAGUACAGGAGAUGACCGGAGACUGCGGACACAGAUACAGGAGAUGACCAGAGACUGCAGACAUAGUACAGGAGAUGACCAGAGACUGCAGACACAGUACAGGAGAUGACCAGAGACUGCGGACACAGUACAGGAGAUGACCAGAGACUGCAGACAUAGUACAGGAGAUGACCAGAGACUGCGGACACAGUACAGGAGAUGACCAGAGACUGCGAUGACCAUUCACAAAGCGCAGCACAUGCGCAGAGAGAACAGCUGAGCGGCCGGC
Molecule: messenger RNA, 314 nt
Organism: Staurois parvus
Lineage: Eukaryota; Metazoa; Chordata; Amphibia; Anura; Ranidae
Source: the annotation of a GenBank genome assembly